UUCAAAUUGCGCUAGGCACGUGAAUGCGCCCCAUGAGCCUUUAUUCUGCCCACUUCGGUUUCGACAGCGCCCUACAGAGCAGCGCUCAUCAUUCUGGCCUGGACCGUUGCUGUAUUUUUCAACAAUUCAACGCGCUUUAUUUAUUUAUUUAUUGGUUCAUUUUCAUUUUCAAUUCCUACAACUAUAAAAUAAUGGCUCAGGGCAGUCCGUUAGCGCCAGCAGAAACACGCGACUACACUACGCUAGACAAAUUGGCUGUGCUAUCACUCGUAUCUGCGCUUGACACGAAAGAUUGGGACAAAAUAGCGAAUCUUCUCCGUAACCGCACGCUCGGCGUGCUUCAGGGACCCCGAGCAUACACUCGCGAUGACUGCCAGCGCAUAUACCAGACGGCAAUUGGUGACCCCUUGCCUGGCGGACAAAGGAUUGCUGGGGACCGAGCUGUGCUUGGCGAGGCGCUCAACCGCGCGAAGGGGCAGAGGUUGUGCGAGAUUCGGGACACGCUUGGUGUUAUCGAGAGCGCCAUUGCACAGGCCAGUGUGGGUGCUGCCGAUAGCACCCUGAUUUUAGAGAAGCAGGAGGUCGGCAAAGCUGAAUCUGGCUCUGCCAUUACCCGCGCCCAGCGGUCACAAGCUAGCCCAAACCUUGCUGAUUCCAUAGCCGUCAUAAUCUCAGGAGCAGUUGCGGUCGGCAAUAAUGAGGAUACCAAUAGUGAGGGACGUGGGGCUGAUGAGGAGAGUGCAUUUCACAAUGCUGCAUUGUCUCCGACCGAAGUAUAUUCGACUCCCAAGGAAGAACCUGAAGAUGUAUCGGUAAGUAGCUCUGGCAAUGGCAACGACAACAGUGACGACGACAAAGAUGGCCCUGGUGCUGAUGCUGAGGAGAAGGUCAAUUUUUCUGAACGCCAACCACCUGUCAUAAAUGGCGCUGGGGGUGAUAUGGAGGAAAGCAGUGGCCUGCAGCAAUUAAGUUUGGCGAAUAAGGGGAGCAACGAUAAAAAAGAAUGUACAAAUAGCUCUGCGGAUUCUGAGCACGCGGCUGCAGAUGCUCUUGAUGACCUUCGCUCGGAGACCUCUGGCCAUGCACAAGCAGAAUCGGUUGACGACGAUGACAACGAGCGGCUGUCCAUGAGUCCAGAUGCUUCUAAAGAUGGUGCACAUAGCGAUGUUCCAGCUACACUGGAGAUGCUUUCUAAUCCCGCAUCCGAUGGAGCCCAUGCCAAUGAAGACGAAUUUCCGAAUUUCCAAGAUACCAAGUCCGCCUCCACUCCAAGUAAAUCACCCGUUGCGACGCCUGAUCCAGAAUUCAGAGAGAGCACUGAAGAGGCCAAGAUGGAAGACAUCGAGUCUCCGGACAUUUCCCCAGCUGAAGAAGAGGUUUCGGUGCGCUCGCCACCAGCGUGUGCCACUGCCAGCAAGCCUACCGCAUCUGCAGCUGACGAGCAGCAGCUGAAGAACUGGAAGAAAAAUAUUACCACCGUUUGGCGCGAGAUAUCUGGACAUCGCUAUGGCAGCAUGUUUAUCGGCCCUAUAAAGUCUGCGGACGCCCCUAACUACUAUGAUGUUAUUCGGCAGCCUAUAGACCUAAAAACGAUCAAGAACCGGAUCCGUGACGAGGAGAUUACCACUACAGUUGAGUUUUACCGCGAUAUCAUGCACAUGCUGAUGAACGCGCUAAUGUACAACGCCGAAGACACAGAGGUCUAUCAGAUGGCGAUGGAGAUGAUACCGGAUGCACAGGCGUGCAUCGAGCAGUUAUUGCAGACAGAGGCUGCUGUCAACAAUCCAAAAGGCAGUGCCAUCGCUGGUAGCGGAAGCUCCGCUGCCAGCGCCAGUGCCAACUUAGUCACCAGUGGCAUGGUCGGCACCGAUGCGGUAGCUGCAGGCGGCGCCAUCCCAGCAGCGGUAGUAGCAGCAGCAGCAAGGAGUGAAGCUAACUCUAAGCACGAUGAGAAUCAACAUGAGGGCGAGGACAGUGAUGAUUCGAUGCCUUCUAAGCGCAGACGGCGUGCGGCUUCUGGACGCGCGGCAAAACAUCUGCGCGCUUAAAUCACGGGCGAGUCAAGUCGCGUGAGGAUUUGGGAAUUUCAAGAGCCAGACCGCCAAAUCGGGCUGUUUUUUUUGCGUUUAAUUGUAUAAUGUUUGUUUCGUCAUUGCUUGAGCUCCAGUCGACCCGAACCACUGUUUCCAAGCCUGAAAGAUAUAUGAAUGAAUGUGUAUGUAUGUAUUUGUGUGUAUGCAGUGGCAAUGGUAGUAGGCGUGUUAAUGAAAG
Messenger RNA from Kickxella alabastrina, 2271 nucleotides. RefSeq lists its product as uncharacterized. The transcript has a single exon. The record is from RefSeq and is a predicted model, not a curated record. Gene Ontology annotation, molecular function: protein binding. Gene Ontology annotation, cellular component: NuA4 histone acetyltransferase complex. The coding region runs from base 24 to 2048 and encodes 674 amino acids. Lineage: Eukaryota; Fungi; Kickxellomycota; Kickxellomycetes; Kickxellales; Kickxellaceae.